Molecule: messenger RNA, 2092 nt
Organism: Bursaphelenchus okinawaensis
Lineage: Eukaryota; Metazoa; Nematoda; Chromadorea; Rhabditida; Aphelenchoididae
Source: the annotation of a GenBank genome assembly
AUGCCAAAAUCCUCAUCAGUCAGGUCGUCGUCAGUCCGAUCGUUGGCCGACGUUGAGUUGAACACAAUAUACUUUGAUCCAAAUGACAGUCGCUACAGAUGUUGUUGUCAACAGUUUCAUUCCACAGUAAGUUACUCUGAAAAAAGUAUCUUUUAAAAUGAACUUCCUGUAACUUUGCAUUAUCACGGCAAGCAAUUAUCAAUAAAAAAGAAAUAGGUUUAGGGCGCAGCACGAAAAAAAAGUCGCAGGUUGCACAAAUUUAUUAUACACAAAACAAUGUUGUGUCCUCGACUCCUCUGCUCUGUAUAAUUUACGUAAAGCAACAAUUAAUAUUUAACUUGAGUAUUCUCUUUAAAAGCAUAUCAAAAAUUUAAGACAGUACCUUCACAUAGCUUCAUACCUAUACUUACAUCAAUAUACUCAAUAACCCUUUUUCAGAUUGGUGUAAAGAUUAUAGCCGCGUUGUUGUGUGUUACAGUAAUUCUCGAAGUCUGGAGUUUAAUAUUUUAUUUGGCUUCAACUGAGGAUAAGACGAGUAAUGUUAUCAUAUCAUCAGUAUUCCAAGUGUUGGUCGGAUCAGCUAUCACGGCAUCGGUCAUUUAUGCAUUACGAAGUGAAAAUGCCGCUUUUUUAUCGCCGUAUCUUCUACUACAGGUAAUUUUUUGUAUUUUUUAAAGUUUUCUUUUGAAUUUACAGUUUUUAGCUUUGCACUUUGCAGUCUUUAAAAAUCGAAUUUCAAAAUUUGAAAAGUCAAAUUUAUACUUCAAAUUCUAAAAAUACUCGCUACAUUAUACUCUGACAUUUUAUUUUGUGUUAUUUAAGAUGUUUAUCAAUCCGUUACACUUGUUUCUCCCAACUAUAUUAAUCAUGUUUAUGUCAUGUCACGUUGUUCCAAAUAUAACCCUAAUCUCACUUCCAUUUCUUGAAUAACAACUAUGUUUGUCUCCAAACAUACCUAAAUAGCCGUGUUACGUAUAUACGAAACAUUUUAGACAGUGGGAUUAGCAGCGGGCUUCGUUAUCUUCUUCGCUCUGAUAUACAUAACGGCAGCCAACGACUUGAACACGAUUAAGACCUUCAUCGAGUCACAUGGGCCCAAACUGGACAAUGACAGCUAUCUGAGUGAGUUGUGAUGGAUCUUAGGGUUAAUUCUGUAUCAUAUAAAAUAAAAUUUCUCUUUUUAAAACUUCAGUACUGUACAGUAUUGUACUGUUUUAAAUAAAAGAGAUCACAUAAAAGGCCACAAAAAGAUCACUGAAGCAGUAUAGUGCAAUUACUCUGUAAAAAACUAAAAUACAAAUUACUAUAGUACCCAAAGUCCGUAUUUCAGUUUACAUGGGCUGGACUAUGGUGGGUUCUUGUGUGGCGGUGCUCGGAUUACAGCUAUGGCUAAUUAGUAUUGUUUUCGCUUGUUGGAGAUACUACCGGUAAGUUGAGAACCUUCCAAAUGACGCAUAAUAACCUUUACUGCUUUUGAUCAAAACAUUUAAAAUUUUUUGAAGUUUAAUCUUUAACAAAUGGAAAUUUAAAAAAAUUGAACUAAGGCAAUUGUAGGCGUUAACAGGUUAUUUUAGGUGUUUUAAUACCUAAAAUUAGCUGAAAAAUUUAAAAUUGUAGCAAAUACUAUAAUUAAAACUGUAAUAUGAUAUAAAUGGUCAAGUGAAACUACAAUGUCACCUAAAAAUCUAAUUAUAGCGACAAAAAAGAGUACGGAUACUCAAAAGGACACACUUCCUCGUUGGUCGUGCUACAACCUGUCUCACAUACCUCUGGUAAGAAAGUCAAGUCCAACUUUUUUAGAAUUUAAAUUAGAGACCAUAUGGUAUUUCAUACAGAAAUUAACUGUCUAUUCAAUACUAAUUGGACCAUAAAAAAUUUAAAAAUGAAAAAAAAACCAAAAAAUCCCCUUAAAUCAUAAGGAAAUGCCGUUUCUAACAACUUUUUGACCGUAUUAAUUGACGAAAAAGGAAAUUCAGUUAUCUCUGCAUCAUAUCUUCAAUUGUACUACCAAAUAACUCAAGUUACAGUAAUUUCAGAGCACGAAAACCCUGUGGAUUUCAACGGUUAUACAGUGCUGAACAGCGCCGAGUAG